CAUACAAGACUCAUUUUAAAUUAACAAAAUCUAAGAACGAACCAAAGGGUGAAGCAAGCAAUAUUGAAAUCGAAAUUGAAAAAAAUUGAUUAAAUUGAAGAACAUAAAAGUACUUGUGGCCGUCCAAAACGCGAUUUCUUUUAUUAAGCACUUAUUUUAUUUUUCUUCACCUAGUACCAUUUUUCUUUCUCUCACCAUUUUUAUUACCACCUUAUAGUUUCACUCCGCAUUCUAGGGCUUCAAUUUCCCUAAACAUUUUCCGAAAUAUUUGAAAAUAUUAGAUUCAUCCAAACAUUUUUUUUUAAAAAAAUAAAAAAAAAAUUAUCGGAGAAGAAGAAGAAAACUCGAAAUCGCGUAGAUCGAUCUUAUUACUUGUCAACAUUUUCACCAUUUUUGAUCGAAACGCGUUUUUAUGCAGCUGCGAUUAUUGCAGCUUAUUUGAUUUUUUGAUAAUUGAUUGAUUUUGAAUGGUGUUUUCUUUUUCCCUUUUCGGAGGGAGGAAGGGAAAUCGUUGGAUCUGGUGAAUGUUGAUGAGAAUAAUCGAAUGAGAGAGUUUUUGAAGGAUCUGAACGAUGAAAUGGGUUAAUUUGCUUAAAGACUUUAAAGAGAAGGUUGGUUUUACUCAAUCGUCGUCUGCUUCGUCGCAACCACCGUCUGCUUCUACUUCUGCUGCUGUUUCUCCUUCUCGUGGUGAUAACAUCAACAACAAUGCCUUCUUCUCAGCUUCGCAAAGCUCUUCUUCAUCUCCCAACAGGGACAGACAUGAGCUGGAAUUGGAUUUCAAGAGAUUUUGGGAAGAGUUUCGGUCAUCCAGCUCUGAGAAGGAAAAAGAAGCGGCCUUGAAUUGGAGUAUAGAUGCUUUUUGUAGAUUAGUAAAGCAGCAGGCUAAUGUAGCUCAGUUAAUUACCAUGUUAGUUGAAACACAUAUAUUCUCUUUUGUUGUGGGACGAGCGUUUGUAACCGAUAUAGAGAAGUUAAAGAUCAGCAGUAAAACAAGAUCUUUGGAUGUUGCUCAAGUUUUGAAGUUUUUCUCUGAAGUCACAAAGGAUGACAUCAGUCCCGGAGCAAAUUUAUUAACGUCAGUGGGAAUCCUUGUAUCUGGGCCUAUUGACAAGCAAUCUCUACUCGACUCCGGAAUAUUUUGCUGUCUAAUCCAUGUUCUCAAUGCCCUUCUUGAUCCUGAUGCAACCAUUCAAAGGCCAAAUAGUACUACUGAUCACGAAGAACGUUUGGUCUUACAAAAAGAAUAUAAUGUUGGUGUUGGGCAAAACCGACGGCUUGAGGUAGAGGGAAGUGUCGUGCAUAUCAUGAAAGCACUAGCAAGCCAUCCAUCAGCAGCUCAGAGUUUGAUAGAGGAUGAUUCACUUCAGUUGCUUUUUCAAAUGGUUGCCAAGGGAUCUUUGAUUGUUUUCUCUCGUUAUAAGGAAGGACUUAUUCCAUUGCACAACAUACAACUUCAUAGACAUGCUAUGCAGAUACUCGGUCUUCUUUUGGUAAAUGACAAUGGAAGCACAGCCAAAUACAUCCGCAAGCAUCUCCUGAUAAAAGUUCUUUUAUUGGCUGUGAAAGAUUUUGAUCCUGAUUGUGGAGAUUCUGCUUAUACCGUAGGCAUUGUUGACUUGUUACUCAAGUGUGUUGAAUUGUCAUAUAGGGCUGAGGCUGGUGGUGUCAGACUACGAGAGGAUAUACAUAAUGCCCAUGGAUAUCAAUUCCUUGUUCAAUUCACACUAACUCUUUCCAACAUGACAGAAAGUCAGGGCUUUCAAUCCAUUCCUUUUGAUGAAGACAAAGAUGUUGCUUCAGAUGGGUCCCAAAAUAGCAGAGGACAAAAUUUCAAUGAACAAGAAAAGUCUUCCAUUCAAUAUCUUUCACCCACUCUGUCUAGGUUGUUAGAUGUUCUUGUUAGUCUAGCCCAAACUGGGCUAGACGAGUCUCCACCUACAUAUGGAGGUAAGAGUUCUAAAUCUUCUCAGAGCAAGGGUGGUGGUCAUAGCAAAAGUCGGACCUUAUCCAGUGAUUGGCUUGGUGAUGAAUUAUGGGAGAAGGACAAUGAUAAAAUUAAGGACCUUGAAGCAGUCCAGAUGUUGCAAGAUAUUCUCCUCAAAGCCAGUAACCAGGAGUUGCAGGCCGAAGUAUUAAAUAGACUGUUCAAAAUUUUUUCAGGUCAUUUAGAGAACUACAAGUUGUGUCAACAAUUACGCACUGUUCCGCUUUUAAUCUUAAAUAUGGCUGGUUUUCCUUCUUCUUUGCAAGAGAUAAUCUUGAAAAUUCUUGAGUAUGCUGUGACUGUAGUAAAUUGUGUUCCUGAGCAAGAGUUACUUUCACUUUGUUGCUUAUUGCAGCAACCAAUAACAUCAGAGUUGAAGCAGACAAUACUUUCUUUCUUUGUAAAACUCUUGUCCUUUGACCAACAGUACAAGAAAGUUCUGCGUGAAGUUGGUGUUUUGGAAGUUAUGUUAGAUGAUUUGAAGCAACACAGGAUUUUAGGUCCUGAUCAACAGAAUGUUAACCUCAACCUACCAGAGAGAAAAACUAGCUCAAGCAGCUUCAAGAAGCAUAUGGGCAAUAAGGAUGUCAUUAUUACUUCACCCAAGCUUAUGGAAUCUGGUUCAGGGAAGUUUCCUAUUUUUGAUGUUGAAGCUACCAUUGGUAUUGCUUGGGACUGCAUGGUAUCUUUGUUGAAGAAAGCUGAGGCCAAUCAAGCUUCAUUCCGCUCUGCUACUGGUGUGACUGCCAUGCUGCCUUUUUUGGUGUCUGAUAUACAUCGUCCAGGGGUUCUCAGAAUAUUGUCAUGUCUUAUAAUUGAAGAUACCUCACAGGCUCAUCCUGAGGAGUUAGGCGUGUUGGUUGAAAUUUUGAAAAGCGGAAUGGUGACCAGUGCUUCGGGAUCUCAGUACCGGCUUUCCCAUGAUGCAAAAUGCGACACUAUGGGAGCACUGUGGCGUAUCUUGGGAGUUAAUAACUCUGCUCAGAAGGUUUUUGGUGAAGCCACUGGUUUUUCUCUAUUGCUCACAACACUCCAUGGGUUCCAAAGUGAUGGUGGAGACUUGGACCAAUCUUCAUUGAGUUUUUACGUAAAGGUUUUUACCUAUUUGUUGCGUGUUGUAACUGCUGGAGUGGCUGACAAUUCUGUUAAUAGAAUGAAGCUGCAUGCAAUUAUAUCGUCACAAACUUUCUUUGAUCUUCUGUGUGAGUCUGGCUUACUUUGUGUGGAGCAUGAAAAACAAGUCAUCCAGUUGAUGUUAGAACUUGCUCUUGAAAUAGUUAUUCCACCUUUCUUAGCAUCAGAAGGUUUGAUAAAACCAAAUGCAAUUGAGAACGAGUCUUCUCAGAAUCUUUUAUUGACUCCGUCAGGUCCAAUUGAUCCUGAUAAAGAGCGAGUUUACAAUGCUGGUGCUGUUAAGAUUUUGAUUCGUUCAUUAUUGAUGUUCACUCCUAUGGUGCAGUUAAAACUUUUAGACUUAAUUGAAAAGCUGGCUCGUGCUGGCCCCUUUAAUCUCGAAAGCCUCACCUCAACAGGUUGUGUGGAACUUUUGCUGGAUACAAUCCACCCCUUUCUUUCGGGUUCAUCUUCCUUACUCUCUCGUGCAUUGAAGAUUGUGGAAGUCCUCGGUUCUUACAGGCUAUCUGCAUCUGAACUUCGUACGCUCAUCAGAUAUGUUAUGCAAAUGAGGCUGAAAAAUUCUGGUCAUAUAAUUGUUGAAAUGAUGGAAAAAUUAAUUUUGAUGCAAGACAUGUCCUCAGAAAAUAUCUCUCUUGCACCAUUUAUGGAGAUGGAUAUGAGCAAGAUUGGGCAUGCUGCCAUUCAGGUUUCGUUGGGUGAAAGAUCAUGGCCUCCGGCUGCUGGUUAUUCAUUUGUUUGUUGGUUCCAAUUUCAAAAUUUUUUGAAGUCACCAUCAAAAGAUACCGAUCCUUCUAAAGUUGUCCCUUCCAAGAAGCGCUCUGGCCCAAAUGGACUGCAGGAGAGACAAAUCUUAAGGAUUUUUUCUGUUGGUGCUACUAAUAACGAUGAUGCAACCUAUGCUGAACUUUAUCUCCAGGAGGAUGGCAUUCUUACUCUUGCAACCAGCAAUUCUUCCGUCUUAUCAUUUUCUGGUUUAGAACUGGAGGAAGGAAGGUGGCAUCACCUUGCAGUCAUUCACAGCAAACCAAAUGCUCUUGCUGGACUGUUUCAAGCUAGUGUUGCAUAUGUUUAUCUAAAUGGGAAGUUAAGGCACACUGGGAAGUUAGGAUAUUCACCCUCUCCACCUGGUAAACCAUUGCAAGUCACAAUUGGGACAUCAGUUAACAACACGAGAGUUAGUGACUUAGCAUGGAAACUACGCUCUUGCUAUCUUUUUGAGGAAGUGCUUACACCCGGCUGUAUCUGUUUCAUGUACAUACUUGGUAGAGGAUAUAGAGGGCUUUUCCAGGACACAGAUCUUCUACAAUUUGUACCUAACCAGGCCUGUGGUGGUGGUAGUAUGGCCAUAUUAGAUUCUUUAGACGCUGAUUUGACUUUGGUUGCUACUGGUCAGAGAGUGGAUGCUACUAGCAAGCAGGGAGACCUAAAGGCAGAUGGAAGUGGAAUUGUCUGGGAUUUGGAGAGACUGGGAAACCUUUCUUUACAGCUUUCAGGGAAGAAACUCAUUUUUGCCUUUGAUGGAACUUCUACAGAAUUUAUUCGAUCUUCAGGUAGUUUUUCAGUCCUCAAUUUGGUUGAUCCUAUGUCAGCUGCUGCGUCCCCUAUUGGAGGUAUUCCACGUUUUGGACGUCUCUGUGGAGAUACUUACAUCUGCAAGCAAGAUGUAAUUGGAGAGACUAUCCGUCCUAUUGGUGGGAUGGAACUUGUCCUCGCUCUUAUUGAAGCUGCAGAAACUAGAGAUAUGCUGCAUAUGGCUCUGACUCUACUUGCCUGUGCACUUCACCAAAAUCAUCAAAAUCUUAAGGACAUGCAAACAUAUAGGGGAUACCACCUGCUUGCGCUUUUUUUGCGUCGCAGAAUGUCAUUAUUCGACAUGCAAUCUCUUGAGAUCUUUUUUCAGAUUGCUGCCUGUGAAGCUUCAUUUUCUGAACCCAAAAAGUUUGAAAUUACCCAGAUUAACUUGUCUCCCGCUGUAUCACCGCAGGAAGCCAGUCUUGAGGAUAAUUUUUUGUCGAAGUUUCAUGAUGAGAAUUCUUCAGCUGGGUCUCAUGGAGACAUGGAUGAUUUUUCUGUACCAAAAGAUUCAUUUAGUCACAUUUCUGAGCUAGAAAAUACUGAUAUUCCCGCAGAAACUUCAAAUUGUAUUGUCUUGUCAAAUGCGGACAUGGUUGAGCACGUCUUGUUGGAUUGGACAUUGUGGGUAACAGCCUCAGUUUCAAUCCAAAUUGCAUUACUUGGUUUUCUUGAAAACUUAGUGUCUAUGCAUUGGUAUAGAAAUCAUAACCUUACAAUUUUGCGGCGAAUCAACCUUGUCCAACAUUUACUAGUUACAUUGCAAAGGGGUGAUGUUGAAGUUCCUGUCCUUGAAAAAUUGGUUGUGUUGCUUGGGGUCAUUUUGGAAGAUGGGUUUCUAUCUUCUGAGCUUGAAAAUGUGGUUAGAUUUGUGAUAAUGACAUUUGAUCCACCAGGGUUGACUCCACAACGUCCAAUUAUGAGAGAGUCAAUGGGGAAACAUGUGAUUGUCAGAAAUAUGUUACUAGAGAUGCUAAUUGAUCUGCAAGUCACAAUUAAAUCGGAAGAGUUGCUUGAGCAGUGGCAUAAAGUCGUUUCUUCUAAGUUAAUUACAUAUUUUCUUGAUGAAGCAGUUCAUCCAACAAGUAUGAGAUGGGUGAUGACUUUACUUGGUGUGUGUAUUACUUCCUCUCCAACAUUUGCUCUUAAAUUUCGAACCGGCGGAGGUUAUCAAGGUUUGGUUCGGGUGCUCCCCAGUUUCUAUGAUUCCCCGGAUAUAUAUUAUAUUUUGUUCUGUUUGAUGUUUGGCAAGCCAGUUUAUCCUAGGUUACCAGAGGUCCGUAUGUUGGACUUUCAUGCCCUUAUGCCAAAUGAUGGAAAUUAUACGGAACUUAAGUUUGUAGAAUUGUUGGAUUCUGUGGUUGCUAUGGCGAAAACUACUUUUGAUAGAGUAAGCAUGCAGUCAAUGCUUGCCCACCAAACUGGUAAUCUUUCCCAGGCUGGUGCAAGCCUUGUGGCUGAGCUUGUAGAGGGAAAUUCAGACAUGGCUGGUGAACUUCAAGGAGAAGCUCUUGUGCACAAGACCUAUGCUGCUCGCCUUAUGGGUGGAGAGGCAUCAGCUCCUGCUGCUGCAACUUCUGUCCUAAGAUUUAUGGUUGAUCUAGCUAAGAUGUGCCCCCCUUUUACUGCUGUUUGUAGGCGUCCAGAAUUUCUUGAAAGCUGCAUUGACUUGUAUUUUUCUUGUGCAAGGGCUGCACAUGCUGUUAAAAUAGCCAAAGAACUCUCUGCAGUGACGGAAGAAAAAACCUUCAAUGAUGGUGAUGAUACCUGCAGUUCCCAAAAUACAUUUUCUAGUUUGCCUCUGGAUCAGGAUCAGUCUGUCAAAACGUCCAUUAGUGUUGGUAGCUUUCAUCAGGGGCAGGUAAGUUCAAGUUCUGAUGAUAUGGCUGCACCAGCAAACUCUAAGGUUGGUGAGAAAUCAGACAAUAACGUUACUGUAACUGCGCCAGAUUCAAAUGUUACUGUAAUUGAGCCAGAGUCAAAGAAAUCUGUUCAUGAAGAUACGCAAACUGUUCAGAGCUUGGAUGGUGAUAAUGCUGAUCAGGGCUCUGUCUCAUCUAGUGCACAUGAGUUUAGCUUUCACAGUAUCAAAGGCAACUUGGACAUUCAACUGCCAACAGAUUCCCAUAGUUCUGCAUCGUUUGCUGUUCUGGAUUCUCCCGUUUUUUCGGAAAAGUCCAAUUCUAGAACUCCUCUUACACCUUCUUCAUCACCAGUUGUUGCGUUGACAUCUUGGCUUGGAAGCUCAAGCCACAAUGAAGCAAAAUCUCCCUUAACUCCUACUCCUUCCUUCAAUUCUUCAAUGUCUGCUGGGGAUUUCGAUUCAACUUCAAACCUGAAGUCUAACUUUCAAGAGCCAUCUGCUGCAAAUGCUUACUUUACGGUAACCUCAAAGCUGCUUUUGGAUAUAGAUGACUCUGGAUAUGGUGGUGGUCCAUGCUCUGCUGGGGCUACCGCUGUGUUAGAUUUCAUUGCAGAGGUGCUUUCCGAUUUUGUGACAGAGCAGGUGAAAGCAUCACAGCUAAUAGAGAUCAUCUUGGAAAGUGUUCCUCUAUAUAUUGAUAGUGAAUCUGUGUUAGUUUUCCAAGGACUGUGCCUUGGGCGAUUUAUAAACUUCCUUGAGAGGCGACUGCUGCGUGAUGAUGAAGAAGAUGAGAAAAAGUUGGAUAAGAUUCGCUGGUCAUCAAAUUUGGAUGCUUUGUGCUGGCUGAUAGUGGAUCGUGUAUACAUGGGUGCUUUUCCUCAACCUUCAGGGGUACUGAAAACUCUUGAGUUCUUGUUGUCGAUGUUGCAAUUAGCAAACAAAGAUGGUAGAAUUGAAGAUGCUGCUCCUAGUGGAAAGAGGCUCUUAUCAAUUGCAAGAGGAAGUAAGCAACUUGAGGCUUAUAUACAUUCAAUUCUUAAGAACACUAAUCGGAUGAUAUUAUACUGCUUCCUCCCAAAUUUUUUGGUCAGUAUAGGGGAGGAUGAUCUCCUUUCGCGGUUGGGUUUUCUCGGGGAACCUAAAAAGAGACUGUCCUCAACUUCAUCUCAAGAUGAUUCAGUUAUUGAUAUAUACACUGUCUUGCAAUUAUUGGUUGCUCAUAAAAGAAUAAUAUUCUGUCCCAGCAAUACCGAUACAGAUCUUAAUUGCUGUCUAUGCGUGAAUCUAGUAUCUCUUCUCUGUGAUAAAAGACAUAAUGUACAGAAUAUUGCUAUUGAUUUGUUCAAGUAUCUUCUGGUACAUAGGAGGGCUGCGCUAGAAGACUUGCUUGUUUCUAAACCUAAUCAAGGGAAGCAACUUGAUGUACUUCAUGGUGGUUUUGAUAAAUUAUUGACUAGAAGUUUAUCUGAGUUUUCCGAGUGGUAUCAGAAUACUGAACAGAUUGUGAAUAAGGUAUUGGAGCAGUGUGCUUGCAUUAUGUGGGUGCAGUAUAUUGCAGGAUCAUCAAAGUUUCCAGGAGUAAGAAUCAAAGGGAUUGAAGGUCGUCGAAAGAGGGAAAUGGGAAAGAAAUCUCGAGAAGCUGCAAAAUUAGAUUUAAGGCACUGGGAGCAGGUAAAUGAGCGAAGAUAUGCACUAGAUUUAGUUCGUGAUGCAAUGUCCACUGAGCUGAGAGUUGUUAGGCAAGAUAAGUAUGGAUGGAUUCUGCAUGCUGAGAGUGAGUGGCAAUGCCAUCUUCAGCAACUUGUGCACGAACGAGGGAUAUUUCCACUCAGUAAAUCCUCUCUGACGGAAGAGCCAGAAUGGCAGCUUUGUCCAAUUGAAGGUCCGUAUCGAAUGCGGAAAAAACUUGAGUGCUGUAAACUUAAAAUUGAUACUAUACAAAAUAUUCUUGAUGGACAGUUUGAAUUAGAGAAACCAGAAUUGUCUAAAGGAAUAGUUGACAAUGGUCCUGAUGCAUCCGAUUCAAAAUCUUAUUUUCCACUGUUGACUGAUGGUGGCAAACAGAAUAGUUCUGAUGGUGAGCUGUAUGGACCUUUCUUUGAUGAUAAGUUGGAGAGUGUUAAAGAUGCAGUUUCUGAGAAGAAUGAGUGGAAUGAAGACAAGGCGAGUAGUAUGAAUGAAGCAAGCCUGCAUUCUGCCCUUGAGCAUGGUGCCAAGUCUAGUGUAGUAUCAGUCCCAAUAGAAGAAAGCACACUAGGAAGAUCUGAUAUGGGAUCUCCGAGGCAAUCUUCUUCUGUAAAAGUUGAUGAUUUUAAGAUUGCCGAUGAUAAGUCUGAUAAAGAAGUGCAUGAUAAUGGUGAAUACUUAAUCAGACCUUUUCUGGAACCUUUGGAGAAAAUAAGAUUUAAAUAUAACUGUGAACGGGUUGUAGGUCUUGACAAACAUGAUGGUAUAUUCCUAAUAGGUGAAUUCUGUUUGUAUGUGAUUGAAAACUUUUACAUUGAUGACUCCGGCUGCUUUUGGGAGAAGGAAUGUGAAGAUGAACUCUCAGUCAUCGAUCAGGCUUUGGGUGUCAAGAAAGAUGCUAAUGGCAGUUUAGAUUUUCAAUCCAAAUCAACUUUGUCGUGGAGCACAACAGCUAAAUCAUUGGUUGGUGGCAGAGCAUGGGCCUACAGUGGUGGUGCAUGGGGAAAGGAGAAAGUACAUACCAGUGGAAAUUUACCCCAUCCUUGGCGCAUGUGGAAGCUUGAUAGUGUUCAUGAGAUUUUGAAGCGCGAUUACCAGCUUCGACCCGUUGCUGUUGAAAUAUUUAGCAUGGAUGGAUGUAAUGAUCUUUUGGUCUUCCAUAAGAAAGAGAGGGAAGAAGUUUUUAAAAAUCUAGUUGCAAUGAAUCUUCCACGGAAUAGCAUGCUGGACACAACUAUUUCUGGAUCAUCAAAGCAAGAAAGCAAUGAGGGCAGCCGUCUUUUCAAAGUAAUGGCAAAAUCCUUUUCAAAAAGGUGGCAAAAUGGAGAAAUAAGCAACUUCCAAUACCUCAUGCAUCUCAACACCUUGGCAGGACGUGGAUAUAGUGAUCUUACCCAAUAUCCAGUCUUUCCAUGGGUCCUUGCAGAUUAUGAGAGUGAAAAUCUUGAUUUGUCUGACCCAAAAACAUUCCGUAGGCUUGAUAAACCAAUGGGCUGUCAGACACCGGAAGGUGAAGAGGAAUUUAUAAAAAGAUAUGAUAGCUGGGAUGAUCCAGAAGUUCCAAAGUUUCACUAUGGAUCUCAUUAUUCUAGUGCUGGCAUCGUCCUAUUCUAUCUCCUCCGUCUGCCACCAUUCAGUAUUGAGAAUCAAAAGCUUCAGGGCGGCCAGUUUGACCAUGCUGAUCGCCUUUUCAAUAGUGUAAGGGAUACUUGGUUAAGUGCCGCUGGGAAGGGAAACACAUCUGAUGUGAAGGAACUGAUUCCAGAAUUCUUCUAUAUGCCCGAGUUCUUGGAUAAUCAAUUCAAUCUUGACUUGGGAGAGAAACAGUCCGGCGAGAAGGUAGGGGAUGUUAUGCUACCUCCGUGGGCGAAGGGUAGCGCUCGAGAGUUCAUCAGUAAGCAUAGGGAAGCUCUUGAAUCUGAUUUUGUCUCAGAAAAUUUGCAUCACUGGAUAGACCUAAUUUUUGGAUAUAAGCAGAGAGGGAAGGCUGCUGAGGAAUCAGUCAAUGUGUUCUAUCAUUAUACUUAUGAAGGGAGUGUAGACAUAGAUUCAGUUACAGAUCCUGCCAUGAAAGCAUCCAUUUUAGCACAAAUUAAUCAUUUUGGUCAGACACCAAAGCAACUGUUCCUCAAAGCUCACGUGAAAAGGCGAACUGACAGAAAACUUCCUCCCCAUCCCCUUAAACAUUCCAGUCAUCUUGUUCCGCAUGAGAUCCGCAAAAGUUCUUCACCUAUCACUCAAAUUGUCACUCUUUACGAUAAAAUUCUCAUCACAGGAAUUAACAAUUUGCUUAAACCAAGAACAUAUACCAAAUAUGUUGCUUGGGGCUUCCCUGAUCGUAGCCUGCGAUUUUUGAGCUAUGAACAAGAUAGACUUAUUUCAACACAUGAAAAUUUACACGGAGGUCAUCAAAUUCAGUGUGCUGGUGUUAGCCAUGAUGGUCAGAUUCUGGUUACUGGGGCAGAUGACGGCCUUGUUAAUGUUUGGAGAGUUAGUAAAUUUGGGCCCCGGGCCUUACGUCGCUUGAAGUUGGAGAAGCCACUUUGUGGGCACACAACCAAAGUCACUUGCCUUCAAGUAUGCCAGCCUUACAUGCUUAUUGUGAGUGGAUCGGAUGAUUGCACAGUUAUUAUAUGGGAUCUGAGCUCGAUGGCAUUUGUACGGCAGCUCCCAGAAUUCCCAGCACCGGUUUCAGCAAUUUUUGUUAAUGACUUGACUGGAGAGAUUGUUACAGCAGCUGGUAUUCUUCUAGCGGUUUGGAGUAUCAAUGGGGAUUGCCUGUCAAUGAUCAACACAUCACAACUGCCUUCUGACUCUAUUCUCUCAGUGACGAGCAGUAGAUUUUCUGAUUGGCAGGAAACAAAGUGGUACGCAACAGGCCAUCAGAGUGGUGCUGUCAAAGUGUGGCAAAUGGUUCACUGCUCUGACCCAGAUAGCUCUCUCAGCAAAUCAGGUGCAAGUGGGUUCAGAGUGUUAAACCUUGGUGCAAAAGAGCCAGAAUACAGAUUGAUCCUACGCAAGGUACUCAAGUUCCAUAAGCAUCCGGUUACUGCUCUUCAUCUCACAAUCGAUCUGAAGCAGUUAUUAAGUGGGGAUUCAGGAGGGCAUUUGCUUUCCUGGACACUGCCUGAUGAGAGUCUGCGAGGUUCAUUAAAUCAGGGGUGAAGCCUGUGAAUGAUAAUUAAUUGUGCUGACUUUGGCUUUUGACCAGCCUUUAUUGUUGAAUCCUAACAUUGGCUUCUGAUGGAUCUCAAUUGUUGAAAGACGGGUUCAUGUUCCUAAUUAGCGAAAAUUACAAAAGAAUGCUGGUCGGAUUGAAACAGGGCAAACAAGGUUGACAAAGAAAAGACGAGACCACACCACAUGCAGAGAGCUAACUAAGCUUUAUGCGUGAAGAAUACCAUGUGUUCAAUUUGUAGGUGAAGCAUCAAUCAGUGAAGAAAGCUGGGUGCUAAGUGGAAAAGGAGAAAACAAAUGUUGCCUGCGGUUUUGUAUUUUUGGUGACUGGCGGACAAUAUUUUGAUUUUGCCAAGAGAGAUCUUCUGUUCUUUCUUUGAUGUACAUAUGUGAAGCAGCUUGUAAUGUUGUGUAUUUAAGUUGUAUAGUAAAAAAGGCAAGUCGUUAAGUGGAAUGUGAUUGAAAUGAUAGGCCUUGUGAGAGGUAUGGUUAUGGGACUGUUGGUGGGAUGACUAUAAUAUACUUUUAAGGGAAAUUCUUUUUCCAUAGUGACAUUGGGGCAUUUAUUUUAAUGUGCCCCUAAAAGUAAAGAAAGAAACUAAAAGGUCAUUUCCUUUGAUUUUCA
Medicago truncatula (barrel medic) is the source of this 12048-nucleotide messenger RNA. RefSeq names its product protein SPIRRIG. Bases 573 to 11411 code for a protein of 3612 amino acids. NCBI's taxonomy places the organism in Eukaryota, Viridiplantae, Streptophyta, Magnoliopsida, Fabales, Fabaceae. The record is from RefSeq and is a predicted model, not a curated record. Gene Ontology annotation, molecular function: protein binding. The transcript is spliced from 19 exons.